This is a messenger RNA of Cannabis sativa, 2402 nucleotides long. Its product is annotated as squalene epoxidase 3-like. Gene Ontology annotation, biological process: sterol biosynthetic process. The transcript has 8 exons. Bases 178 to 2097 code for a protein of 639 amino acids. Gene Ontology annotation, cellular component: membrane; endoplasmic reticulum. NCBI's taxonomy places the organism in Eukaryota, Viridiplantae, Streptophyta, Magnoliopsida, Rosales, Cannabaceae. Gene Ontology annotation, molecular function: flavin adenine dinucleotide binding; squalene monooxygenase activity. The record is from RefSeq and is a predicted model, not a curated record.
ACAAUUAUUUAAUCAAAGUUACGUGUUGUGAAAUGAAAAUAAAAGAGAAAAGUUUAUAUUUGUUCACCGUGGGAGGGAGGGAGGGAGAGGGGAGAGAGGAGAGAGGGGAGAGGGGAGAGGGGAGAGAGGAGAGAGGAGAGAGAGAAGCUUAGCAUAAGAAUAUGAAUUCAUGAUGUUAUGGUAAUGGUAGUAAUUAAACAACCACAUCUUGUCUUCGGUGUUAGAUCCCAUUUUCCAACUCAAUCACAUCCACAUUUUCAUUUCCAUUCACAGCCAUUUCCAGCAACUCACCUCCCUAAAACCCCUCUCUUCUUCCUCCAUAAAUCUUCCUCCACCUCCAAGGACCAGGGACCAGCGACCACCCUCACCCUCCUCUCCUCCAUCCAAUUAAUCCACCAUCAUCACACAACCAACAUCACCCUUCUAUCCCCACAUUCUCCUCUUCUUUCUUCUUCUUCUGGGUAUCGUUUUUUGCUUCCGCCCAAGAUGGUGCCCCUCGAUCCCUACGUUUUCUGGACUUUCCUUGCCUCCUUUUUGGGUUUUUUGGCUCUCUGCGUUCUACGUCGCCGUAAUGCGGGUGUCGAGAAGAACAAGACGACGGCCACCCAGACCCUUUUGAGUCGUCAAGAAGCCAGGAUCUCCGGUGACGAAAGAGAUUCCAGGGCCGUUCCGGGGUCUGAUACCGACGUUUUAAUUGUCGGUGCUGGCGUUGCUGGCUCCGCUCUCGCGUGCACUCUCGGCAAGGAUGGAAGGAGAGUUCGUGUAAUUGAAAGAGAUUUGACCGAGCCAGAUAGAAUUGUGGGUGAGCUUCUUCAGCCAGGGGGGUAUCUGAAGCUGGUAGAAUUGGGUCUUGAAGAUUGUGUGGAGGAAAUUGACGCUCAGAGAAUACUAGGAUAUGCUCUUUUCAAGGAUGGGAAGAACACCAGUCUUUCAUAUCCUUUGGAGAAGUUUCAUGCAGAUGUAGCUGGGAGGAGUUUCCACAAUGGGCGUUUUAUACAAAGAAUGAGAGAAAAAGCUGCUACUCUUCCCAAUGUUCAGUUAGAGCAAGGUACUGUGACAUCCUUGAUCGAAGAAGAUGGGACAAUUAAAGGGGUUCAAUACAAAACAAAGGAUGGUGAAGAACACAAAGCUUAUGCUCCUCUAACAAUUGUUUGUGAUGGCUGCUUCUCGAAUUUGCGGCGCAAUCUGUGUGAGCCUAAGGUGCAAGUGCCUUCUUGUUUUGUAGGUUUAGUUUUGGAGAACUGUCAACUCCCUUAUGCAAAUCAUGGGCAUGUUAUUUUAGCUGAUCCUUCUCCGAUUUUGUUUUAUCCAAUAAGUAGCACUGAGGUUCGCUGUUUGGUUGAUGUGCCUGGUCAAAAGGUGCCUUCUGUUGCUAAUGGUGAGAUGGCCAAGUACUUGAAGACUGUGGUGGCACCACAGAUACCACCCCAAAUUCAAGAAGCCUUCAUAUCAGCUGUUGAUAAAGGAAACAUUAGAACCAUGCCAAACAGAAGUAUGCCUGCCAAUCCACAUCCUACUCCGGGAGCUCUUCUACUGGGUGAUGCUUUCAACAUGCGUCAUCCUUUGACUGGCGGAGGAAUGACUGUAGCUCUAUCUGAUAUUGUUGUUCUACAGGAACUUCUCAGUCCAUUGCGAGACUUAAACAAUGCAGAUUCAUUGUGCAAAUAUCUCGAGUCCUUUUACACUUUGCGCAAGCCUGUGGCAUCUACAAUAAACACAUUAGCAGAUGCCUUGUACAAGGUAUUCUCUGCCUCUCCUGAUCAGGCAAGGAAGGAGAUGCGCCAAGCAUGUUUUGACUAUCUAAGCCUUGGGGGUACUUGUUCAACAGGACCAGUGGCCUUACUUUCUGGUCUAAAUCCUCGCCCUUUAAGUUUAGUUCUCCAUUUUUUCGCUGUGGCUAUAUAUGGUGUUGGUCGCCUUCUAUUUCCAUUUCCAUCACCCAAACGAAUGUGGAUUGGAGCUAGAUUGAUUUCGAGUGCAUCAGGUAUUAUAUUUCCCAUAAUCAAGGCAGAAGGACUGCGGCAGAUGUUUUUCCCAGCAACUAUACCAGCAUAUUACAGAGCUCCUCCCGUCAAGGGUGAUACCGAGAGCAAAUGAACCAAUGAGAGUUCAUAAGUUCCACUUCCACGUCCAUUCUUCCAUUAAGUGGUACAAUUUUCGCAACAUUAGAAACAUUUAUUAUUUGUAAUGAACAAAACUAUUAUUUUAGAACCUCCAACCACCCCCAACCCCCAACCAAAAAUAAAUAAAUAAAGAAAAAAGUAGUGACUAUUAUUGUAGAAAAGGAAAGCCUAUGAAUAUAUGUAUUUUAGUUCACAAAACUGAACAUAAUUUAGAAGUAAAUUUCAUUCAUGUGUAUUUCAUUAUAAAAUGUGGAGGGGUUAUUGGUCAUUUUGGGCAAA